This is a messenger RNA of Zerene cesonia (dogface butterfly), 586 nucleotides long. RefSeq names its product protein FAM32A-like. The coding region runs from base 183 to 527 and encodes 114 amino acids. The transcript is spliced from 2 exons. The record is from RefSeq and is a predicted model, not a curated record. Gene Ontology annotation, cellular component: nucleolus. Lineage: Eukaryota; Metazoa; Arthropoda; Insecta; Lepidoptera; Pieridae.
CUCACGGUGUCAAUUUUUCGUUGACACUGAAGAGUGAAGGGUAGAGUGACGCAUAAUAUUGCGAUUAUAAAUACACAAAUUAAUAAUUAUUUGUUGUUUAUACGUAGAUAUUACACAAGGGUAAAAGUUACAAAAAUAUUGCAGUCGCUUAUUAACUUUCCAUCAAACUAUUACAAUUUACAAUGGUGGAGGAAGACGAAUACUCAUGUGUCAAUAGAGCACAAUUAAAAAUUAAAGAUAAUUCUGGAAUCAAAAAGAAAAAGAAGAAGAAGGCAAAUAAAGACACAGAAAAGGUUAUAAAACAGCAAAUUAAUAACAAUGAAGUCCAAGAACAAGUGAAGCAACGAGAAGAAGAAAAACGAACUAAAGCUGAAUUAGCAUUUAAGAAAAUGCAAGAAAAGAUGCAAAGACAAAGAAUACAGCAAAAAGCAGAGAUGACCCACAAACAGAGAGUUGAGAAAUUCAAUCAACAUUUGGACAGUCUGACUGAACACUUUGAUAUUCCCAAAGUAUCUUGGACGAAAUAAACACAUGAUACAAGAUUUUUCACUAUUAUGGUCAUUGAAUUUAAUAAUAACAUUAUUUG